AUGGCCAACCCACCACAGGUGCCCCAGCACGUCACUGCAUUGCUCUCCCACCUCACCUCCCGCCCAGGGGUACAAUCGACCCUGAUCCUCUCCCGCAAAGACGGCUCAAUCAUCCAAAGAACCGGCCAGCUCGCCCCCCAAGAACCCACCUCACGUCCAGCACCUACAACCAGCGAACAAACCACACCCCCCUCCGACACAGACCCCGCUCCCGUCCCAGCACAAAUACCCCAAGUCUCGCAAGCAGAGGCCCUAGCCGCGCACAUCUUCGCCUUCGUCUCAAGCGCCUCCGCAUUGGGCGUCUCGCUCUCAAACCCUACCCCUCAGUCCUCGGAUGUUCUCCCCCCCUCUACCUCUACACCAGCUCUAGACGGUGAAUCUAAUUACGGGAACGGAUCUCGCACACCGCGCGAGGAGGAUCGAGACGAGAAUACAGAUCGCGAGGAAGAUGAGGAGGUAAAGCUUUUGCGUAUGCGCACGCGGAAGCAUGAGAUUGUCGUUGUACCGGAUCGCAAAUAUUUGCUUUGUGUUGUGCAUGAUGCUUCGCAUGCGAGCGGGGGGCCUGGUGCCAGGGGAACUCGUUCUUCGCGGUGA
Molecule: messenger RNA, 594 nt
Organism: Penicillium longicatenatum
Lineage: Eukaryota; Fungi; Ascomycota; Eurotiomycetes; Eurotiales; Aspergillaceae
Exons: 2
Coding region: 1-594 (197 amino acids)
Biological process (GO): microtubule-based movement
Cellular component (GO): cytoplasmic dynein complex; cytoplasm
Molecular function (GO): dynein intermediate chain binding
Source: RefSeq, a predicted model, not a curated record